Messenger RNA from Cornus florida, 658 nucleotides. RefSeq names its product sulfate transporter 4.1, chloroplastic-like. The transcript is spliced from 2 exons. Bases 99 to 368 code for a protein of 89 amino acids. The record is from RefSeq and is a predicted model, not a curated record. Lineage: Eukaryota; Viridiplantae; Streptophyta; Magnoliopsida; Cornales; Cornaceae.
GCUGUCUUGGGCCGUCUUCCAUGCAUCACCGUGUAUAGAAGCAUUCAACAGUACCCCGAAGCAUAUACAUACAAUGGGAUUUGUCAUUGUUUGAAUUGAUGCCCCAGUAUAUUUUCAAGUUACAUCAAAGACAGAUGGCCAUUGCCAAUCCGAGCCAAGAUGUUCUUCUGACCAUGGCAAAAUCUGGUGUUGUCAAUCUGAUUGGUAGAGAGUGGUACUUUGUCAGAGUGCAUGACGCUUUUCAAGUCUGCCUUCAACAUGUACAGAGCUUAAAAGAAACAUCCAAGACACCAGACGAAGGAACAACCAGGGAAAAACCAAGUAUCUUUCGGAGGCUAUUGAAACAUAGAGCGGAACUCGAGCACUGAGUUGGAAUCUGGUGAUAGGAAUCCCAUGGCCUCGAAAGAUACAGACCCACAAUUGGAGCCACUGUUGCCGCAGAAGUCCUGAAAACGGUUGUUUUCCUGUUCUGCAAGGAUUGACUGAAAAUGGUUGGCUUCCUUUGUUGUGAGGGUGUUCUUACAUAUAAUAUUGAUUGUUCAUUUUUUUUCCUGCAUUUUUAGUAUAAGCAGGGCUUCUGGUGGUUAUAAACUUGCAAUUCAUCUUUUAUUUUAAUAGUUCUACUCAGUUUCCCCACCCAUCCCCAAGUCAGUGUGUA